Phoenix dactylifera (date palm) is the source of this 2878-nucleotide messenger RNA. RefSeq lists its product as uncharacterized. Lineage: Eukaryota; Viridiplantae; Streptophyta; Magnoliopsida; Arecales; Arecaceae. Gene Ontology annotation, biological process: regulation of mRNA stability. The record is from RefSeq and is a predicted model, not a curated record. Gene Ontology annotation, molecular function: poly(A) binding. Gene Ontology annotation, cellular component: nucleus; cytoplasm.
CUGUGAAAACGCCCGCACCGGCGCUGGUUAUCCGAGCCCCGGUUGCAGCGAUACUCCCCUUGCGGGGAAACGAAAAAGGUCGCCAGGGAAACGCGCGAUCCAGUUCUAAAUGUCCCCUUCUUUUUAAUCCGAGAGCAAUAAAUCGCGGAUCAGGGUUUCACUUCUGGUUCUUUUUGCUGUUCGUUUCUCCGUGGAAAUCGCCCCAAAAGUUCCGAUUUAGGGUUUUGGCGGACCUCCUCCCCGAGUCCGGAAAUGGACGGGCCGGAUCUUGCCGUCGAUGAUCGGACGUUCAAGGUCAGUUUCACCGCCGAGGGCGUGUUGAAGCUCCGGGACAGGGUGAAGGAGAAGCUGAAGGAGUUCAUGGGGGAUUACACCGACGACACCCUUGUGGAAUAUGUCAUUGUCUUGCUCAGGAAUGGCAGGCGCAAAGAUGAGUCCAGGAAGGAGCUGAAUGUGUUUUUGGGGGAUGAUAGUGUCACUUUUGUAUCCUGGCUGUGGGAUCACCUCUCUUCAAAUAUACAUCUGUAUGUGCAGCCACAAGAAUCUUUUCCUGAUGAAGUGGUUAGGACCAGUUCCAUAUCGAAUCAACUGCCAGGAAGACACAUUUCACAACCUGGGCAUCAGACUGGUAAUGUGCAGACUGAUUGUGAAUAUGAGAGAGAAAAGUUGACUAAAGUGUCGAGAAGUCGGCAUGGUAGGGAGUGGAAAGGAUUGGGGCAUGGGCAUACCGAAGUAUUUCCUCUUCGAAGUGUUGUGACUGAUAUCUUGCACUCUGAGGAGAAAACACACCACAGAACUAAUCUUGCUAGACGAUCUCGUUCUCCUAAGCCUCAAGUUCACAAAAAGCGGAGCAGAGAAGAUGAAGAACACCCAAUUAAGAGAGAUUCAGCUUCCCAUCCAGCGAUUGGUGCUCCACGCCGACUUCUCCAAUUUGCUGUUCGAGAUGCAGUUAGGACUGUGCAUCAAUCAAUCUCUAAAACUGAGCCAACUUCGAAGCGACUUCGUUCUGUGGUUUCCACAUCCACUACAGAUUCUGUGCAGGAUAAGAGACCCCAGAGAACAAAAUCAGUUGCGAGAGUGCCAGGUGCCUUGUCAACUGCACUCAAAGCUGCAGCAGAAGCUGCUGAGGAUGUGAAAAAGUUUAGAUCUUCAAGUAGCGUUUUUGGUAGAUUGGGACAAGAUAUUGACGCUGUGGAGACAAUUAAUCAGUCAUCAGAUUUUAGAGCACCAGAGCUGGAAGAUGGAGAGGAUGAAAAUUUUGACCAUAUUCCAGCAUUAAACCGAGUUCAUUAUCAUGAAAGAAGUGAUGACAACAGGGAGUUUGCUGGGGAUAUGACUAUGGCAGAGAAGGAAACUGGGAUGGAUGAUGAUUAUUCCUCAGAUAAUGGUGAAUAUGAUCAAGUAGGUAUUGUAACACAUCAUGGUUCAGAUACUUCUCAAAGUGCCUCUUUUGCUCACAAGGAUAAAAUGUUACAGACGAUGGAGUAUAGUGUUGCACAGAAUGCUGAUGAAGUAGUUCGGAAAACAAGAGUGAUGGAUCAGGAUCCACCUGCUAGUUCAGCAGCAAUGACAUCUAGCAAGAUCCUGAAUAUCUCUGUUAACGUGAAUACAUGGAAACCUCCACAUUACCAAGUUCCUAGGGAUGUUGCUGAGGCUGAGAAUCGAAUAACUGUAGAGAAGAGUGAGAUGAAUGUAGGGAAGCCCAAUGAUAGACUGCAAAAGGAGAAUGAUGCUACCAAGUCUGAGAAUAUAAAAGAAAUGGAGCAUGCAGAUGUUCAGAAGGAGCCUCAGAGGACUACAUCAACACCUGGUUCGUAUACAGCCGGCCUGCCUUCUGAUGAUGUUGAUUCUCGAACUCUCUUUGUUAGCAAUGUCCACUUUGCUGCCACUAAAGAUACUCUUUCUCGCCAUUUCAAUAAGUUUGGGGCAGUGCUAAAAGUAAUAAUUGUCACUGACGGUGCAACCGGCCAACCCACAGGGUCAGCCUAUGUAGAGUUCUUGAAGAAAGAAUCAGCAGAGUCGGCAUUAUCUUUGAAUGGCACGUCAUUUAUGUCUCGUAUUCUGAAGGUUGUUCGAAGAAGCUCUCAUGAAGCUGCCCCGAUGUUGGGUUGGCCCCGCAUUGCACGGGGCUCUCCAUUUGCUUCUAGGCUCGGCAGAAUACCAUAUCCAAGGUGUGCCAUUGGUGGUGCUUUCAGAGCCCGCCUCCCAUUUAAACCUGGAGCCCGGAGCUUACAGUGGAAGCGUGAAGCUUUAACUGCUCAGCCCACUGAGGGCACGAAAGGUCCUCCUAAUUCCUCACUUGGCUCUGGAAACAAUGCGCUCUCUCCAACUGCACGAAGUCUCACCUAUAACCGAACUGAACCAAAAGCAGACGGGAAUACUGGUCCAGCAUAGUUAUUGCAAGUGAAAGAAAAGGGCAACAGGGGGUUUUGCUUGGAGACGAGGCUUCCUUUUGUGAUUUAGCAUGCAAAACACAGAAAGCUUCGGGUGGCAUUGAAGAUGGAGAUGGAGGCUUUCUUAUGCCUUCUUCCUUCUGGAGGAGCGUUGUUGAUGGAGAUUGGUAAAGAGCUUCACCUUUCAGCCUGAUAGUUAUAGAAAUUUGAGACAAGGUUUCAAUCUUUAUUCCAUCCCUUGUGGCAUUCAAGAGCUGUGCCGAGGGUCGUCUGCGAAUAAAGGGGAAAGUUUAGGAAGUCAGAGGGUGCUGGGAUUAAUUUUCUCAUCAAACAAACAAAGCUCACCUUUUCUUUUGAUAUCUUCCUUAGAUCAUAUGAUUAAGUUACCCUGAUUUUUCUGGUGUCAUGGCUUUUUAAGUUGAGAAACUGUGAACUGGGGAAUGCAUCUAUCUAUUCAAAUAUAUGGUUUUAGUUUAAUUACUCUA